AUGGUUUGGCCUCCCCUCGCUGCCCGCUUGGCCACUCCCACUCCGAGCGGCUCCGGGGGGAGCGGGCGGGGCGACGCGCGUCACCUGACGCCGCGCGGCGGGGCCGGGGUCGGGGCCAUGUCGCGGCGGGAGCGGGGCCCGGAGCCGGAGCUGGGGCCGGGCGGUGCCGUGGUGGCCGCGGAGGAUGCGGAGCCGGGGAGUCCCGAUCAGUGCCUGUCGGUGCUGCCCUGGGACCGCUUCUCAGCCUGGCUGCACUGCGUGUGCGUGGUGGGCUUCGACCUGGAGCUGGGCCAGGCCGUGGAGGUGAUAUAUCCUCCACAUUCCAAACUCACAGAUAAAGAGAAAACCAAUAUUUGCUAUUUGUCUUUUCCAGAUUCUAAUUCAGGUUGUCUUGGGGACACACAAUUUUGUUUUAGAUUCCGACGGUCUCCUGGAAGGAAAGUCUCAUUGUGUUGUUUUCUGGACCAAUUGGAUAGAGAUCUACCAGUUUACUUAAAGAAAGACUCAGCAUAUUACUAUGGCUAUGUGUAUUUCAGACAAGUUCGAGACAAAUCAUUAAAAAGAGGCUAUUUCCAGAAGUCACUGGUCCUCAUCAGCAAGCUGCCUUAUGUCCAUCUCUUUCGUACCAUGCUUAAGCAAAUAGCACCAGAAUAUUUUGAAAAGAGUGAAGCUUUCCUGGAAGCAGUUUGUAGUGACAUUGAUCGUUGGCCACCACCAGUUCCAGGGAAAGUUCUGCAGUUGCCUCUUAUGGGUCUUAUAAUGAAGUUGCGGAUUCCAACAUAUCGUGACAAGCCUGGAACAACACCGAUAGUACAGAAUAUGCACCAGGCAGAUGCUCAGAUCUCCAUGGCUUUACCGACUGUUCAUGAAGUAGAUCUUUUCAGGUGUUUCUGUCCAGUGUUCUUCCACAUUCAGAUGCUUUGGGAGCUGGUGCUGCUGGGAGAACCACUUGUUGUGAUGGCACCAUCACCAGCAGAAUCUUCAGAAACUGUGUUGGCCCUUGUUAGCUGUAUUUCACCACUGAAGUACUGCAGUGAUUUCAGGCCAUACUUCACCAUCCACGACAGUGAAUUCAAAGAAUACACAACUCGCACACAAGCCCCGCCAUCUGUCAUUUUGGGGGUUACAAAUCCCUUUUUUGCUAAAACACUUCAGCACUGGCCUCACAUUAUCCGAAUUGGCGACAUCAAACUUCCAGGUGAAGUUCCAAAGCAGGUGAAAGUGAAAAAACUGAAGAACCUAAAAACUUUGGACUCCAAACCUGGUGUUUAUACCUCUUACAAACCAUACUUGAACAAAGAUGAAGAAAUUGUUAAGCAGUUGCAAAAGGGAGUACAACAGAAACGUCCUACAGAAGCACAGAGUGUGAUACUUCGGCGGUAUUUCUUGGAAUUGACGGAAAGUUUCAUUAUUCCUUUAGAACGUUACGUGGCAAGCUUAAUGCCUUUGCAGAAAUGCAUAUCACCCUGGAAGAGUCCACCACAGCUGAGGCAGUUUAGCCAAGAUGACUUCAUGAAAACAUUGGAAAAAGCAGGACCACAGCUCACCUCAGGUUUAAAGGGAGAUUGGAUAGGACUUUACAGGCAUUUCUUGAAAUCGCCCAACUUUGAUGGUUGGUUUAGGAGCCGGCAGAAGGAAAUGACACAGAAGUUAGAGGCUCUUCAUUUAGAAGCACUCUGUAAUGAGAACUUGGUUUUCUGGAGUCAGAAGCAUACUGAGGUAGAAACGGUGGAUCUUGUCUUAAAGUUAAAAAAUAAACUGUUGCAGGCAGACAGAGAACAUCUUCCUGUGAAAACUGACACACUGAAAAAGCUGCAGACACACAUCAAUGAUAUUAUACUGGCACUGCCAGAUGACUUACAGGACAUCUUGCUCAAAACUGGCACAACAUGAUUUCUACUGGGCUUUUUUGGUGCCAAAAACCAGAAGGCAAGUAGUCUCACAGAAGACAGUGGCUAACCAAGUUUGGAACACAGCUCUAAACCAGUACAUUAACACUACAAAUGGACUGUACUAAUAGUAUAGCCCACUGUAUAAUUUUCUGGUUUUUCCACUCAAUACCAAUGCAACUAAAGGGAUUCUUGUGUCUAAUACGACUUGAAAUAAGUGCUCUUAAAGAAUAAUCUGUGGGCAUAUGAAGCUGGGCCACAGUAUAGGACAACAGUGCAGUGCUGGCAUUGCAGAAUGUUUUCCAAUUGGUGCUGCUAUACCCAGUCCUUCUCAGGGGUAGGCAAUAUUGAUCCUUUGCUGUCCUGUUGAUGUAGUAUCUGAUUGUUUCACUUUCUUUUUUACUUACAGUUUUUAUCUAGUGCUAAGUCCAACUGACAUAUUGGUGAUUUGGCCACAAUGCCUUAUAAUUGAGGUAUUUUACUGGUAAAUCAUGGCUUUUAAAACUGUUUCAGGAACAACUGAAAUUAUCAGAUCCAUUCUUAACUUUUUGCAUUUCUCCUUUUUACCAUCUUUCCAAAAUUAUACUGAUUUAGCAUUUUUAAAGAUGAGAAGGCAGCUGACAAAAAUUUCCUGAAAGGAAGUCUCUUCCACUCAGUGUCAGUUAUCAGGGUGCUCUUACAUGCCUUAAAGUAAUUAUAUACUAAUUUAUGGUUUUAAUCUGCUGACAUCCAGGAUUUCAACUGGAUCACUCGUGUAAAUGUAAGUAUGCAGUAUUCAUCACAGGAAAUAAACACUGCGGUGUUGUAAUAGGGACUUUAAAAUCGGUAAUUUUGGUUGUGUUAGCUGAUACACAGUCUGUUUCAGUUGGAGAGCAUAUCAGUCAGCUCCUGUUAUAAUUUUUAACUUUAUUAUUUUCAGCUUAACCAGUCAGGUUUUUGAGGUGAUAAGGCUGGAGAGAGAAAAUUUUGGCUUCAGCUGAAAAAAGCCUCUGGACAGGUCAGACUGGCAAAAAAAGAUUGUAGCAUGGAAUUACUCUCAGUAUGUGCAUACAGCAGACAUGCAUAAAGACUAACUUCCUCUUGCGUAUUAAGCAACAAGAAUGGGAUGUUUUGUCUUCUUGAACAAGUUUCAGUGAUACAUAACAACUCAGCUGCUCCACAUGCAGUGUUGUACUUUGACCACUUUCAAGUAGAGCAAACAUAAUGCUAUAGUGCACACACAGCAUAUACUUUUAUAUGUCAAGUGGAUCGCAGUUAUUAAAAAAAAGAACUACUCUGCUUUUAAGUGCUUGGGUAGAAAUUUUUAAAUCUUAUGCCAUAAUCCUGCUAUAAGAACAUGCUUUUGUAUAACGAGUAUUUCAUACCAUCUUUCUAAAAAUGUCUUAUUUAGAUAUAAAGUGUCACAACAGUAUUUUUAUGAAAAAAUGUAUUUUAAUACUGUUAUGUUUUGUAUACAAUUACUCAUGACCAGAAGUUUCAUGUAUCUAUUAUGUUACAUAAACUAUACCACUUCAGCAUUAAUUGCUAACUUGCAAAAUGGUUUCUUUUUUGCACACCCUGUGGAAAGCAUUUCUAAUCCAGAAAUUAUUAAGUGGCCAUUCAUACUCUAAAUUAUCUUCACUAUUUAAUCUGUAGCACUGUGGCAUUUCUUGGAACCAUGUAAACUGGUAACAACUAUGGUAAACUAGCACAUGACUGCAAAUAUGUAUUUUUUUAAACAAAAAAUAAAGAGUUUGAUUUUUAUUUUUUUUUCCCCUUUGGAAGUUAUGUGACUUAGAUGAUGGGUGUGUUUGGUUUGCUUGGUUUUUCCCCUCUCCUAUGUAAGCAAAGCUGUUCAGCUUGCAAAGACAGCUGCUUGAUGUUGUACCCCUGAGCUGACCAGAAAUGUGGUGGAGUGGUGUUGUAGUUUGAUUAUUCAUCAUGGUAAGAAAGCUGCAGGCUCCUCAGCAAAGCAAAUGGCAGGGCCUAGAUUCUAAAGCAAGUGUUUGUUAGAUUGUACUCAAAUAACUGAAACAGUGAAAGGUAUCUAGGAACGACCCAGAUACACUCAGAAUAGGCCAGCUUGGAGCUCCAGAGAGUAACAGCCCUCAAGCACAGAAAAGCUGAACUUUCCUAGCCAAAAAAAGAAGUGUAAAUACUGAAUGCUGUGAACAGAGGAUGGGUGAGUACUGGAAACCUAGAACUGGACUCCUUAGAUUACAGUUUCCUGAUGGUUGAUCAGGAUCAUAAAAACAUCUUAGGCAUGAACUAGAUUUCAAGUAUCAUUUAUUUCUUUUAUAAAAACACAACUUUCCAUCUUAAUUUACACCAGGUUUGGGGUUCAGAAUAACAUAAUUUAGAAUUAGAAUAAGGUUUUCAACAUGAUACCGAAGAUUAGUUGCGGAUGCCCCAUGCCUGAAAGUGUCCAAGGUGGGGUUGGACAGGGCAUUGAGUACCUAGUCUAGUGAAAGGUCCUUGUCUAUGGUAGGGGGGUAGAAUAAGAUGAUCCAACCCUUCAAACCCAAACCAUUUUAUGAUUCUGUGAAAAGAACAGCCUGACUUUUCUGGCUUGGUAGCCAGCUGUUAGGAUCUUGUUCAGUACUAUCGUAAUAAAGAUCAUUAACAGUGUUUUUCUUUAGUACAGGAGAAGUAAAUACUUUCUAUUUAAUACAACAUUGACCGAGCCUGGUUCAGUUUUACUCUGCUCUUAUGUCCCCGUGUCUGGUGCUCCCUGCCCGAUGAACCGAGCGUGGUUUGGUGCCGCAGCUCGGGGCCUCUGGGGAGGGUCAGGGCGGGGGCCUGCUGCGACCGGGAUGCCUAAUAAUUACUGUAUAGUGGAUAUAUAUAUAUAUACACAAUUAAUAAUAGUACAGUAAUAUGUCA
Messenger RNA from Lonchura striata (white-rumped munia), 4751 nucleotides. It is a transcript of the gene DENND6A, whose product is annotated as DENN domain containing 6A. Lineage: Eukaryota; Metazoa; Chordata; Aves; Passeriformes; Estrildidae. The record is from RefSeq and is a predicted model, not a curated record. Gene Ontology annotation, cellular component: recycling endosome. Gene Ontology annotation, molecular function: guanyl-nucleotide exchange factor activity.